UCUCCGCCGCCCGGAGUGCGCGGAGCUGGGAGCGGCUUGACCAUGGCCGCGAGGAGGGACUCCGUGUGGAAGUACUGCUGGGGAGUUUUGAUGGUUUUAUGCAGAACUGCGAUUUCCAGAUCGAUAGUUUUAGAGCCCAUCUAUUGGAAUUCCUCGAACUCCAAAUUUCUACCUGGACAAGGACUGGUACUAUACCCACAGAUAGGAGACAAAAUGGAUAUUAUUUGCCCCAAAGUGGACUCUAAAACUGUUGGCCAGUAUGAAUAUUAUAAAGUUUAUAUGGUUGAUAAAGACCAAGCAGACAGAUGCACUAUUAAGAAGGAAAAUACCCCUCUCCUCAACUGUGCCAGACCAGACCAAGAUGUAAAAUUCACUAUCAAGUUUCAAGAAUUCAGCCCUAACCUCUGGGGCCUAGAAUUUCAGAAGAACAGAGAUUAUUAUAUUAUAUCUACAUCAAAUGGGUCUUUGGAGGGCCUGGAUAACCAGGAGGGAGGGGUGUGCCAGACAAGAGCCAUGAAGAUCCUCAUGAGAGUUGGACAAGAUGCAAGUUCUGCCGGCUCAACCAGGCGUAAUGAUCCAACAAGACGUCCAGAGCUAGAAGCCGGCACAAAUGGAAGAAGUUCAACAACGAGCCCCUUUGUCAAACCGAAUCCAGGUUCCAGCACCGACGGCAGCAGCGCCGGACAUUCCGGGAACAUCCUCGGUUCCGAAGUGGCCUUAUUCGCAGGGAUUGCCUCGGGGUGCAUCAUCUUCAUCGUCAUCAUCAUCACGCUGGUGGUGCUCCUGCUCAAGUACCGGCGGCGGCACCGCAAGCACUCGCCGCAGCACACGGCCACGCUGUCGCUGAGCACGCUGGCCACGCCCAAGCGCGGCGGGAACAACAACGGCUCGGAGCCCAGCGACAUCAUCAUCCCCCUGAGGACUGCGGACAGCGUCUUCUGCCCCCACUACGAGAAGGUCAGCGGGGACUAUGGGCACCCAGUGUACAUAGUGCAGGAGAUGCCUCCCCAGAGCCCGGCCAACAUUUACUACAAGGUCUGAGGCCUGGCGGUGCCUUCGCUUCCCGGAGGAGAGGGCCCGGCCCGCUGCGCCAGCCCGGGAGCGUGGAUGAGCCCCCGGGCCUCGACUGGACUGGGGCACAGCGGGGCGGGGGGCGCGCCCCUUCCCGGAGGAGCCCGUGGAGUCGGACGGCUUCCCCGGCCCGUGGCCCGGCCGCCACGAGCCCGGGUGCGCACCGGCUGCUGGAAGACUUGUGUGGAAGGUACCCCUUGGCCGGCCGCGCCCGCCUCCCGCCUUCCAUCCUCGAAGCCAUGUGCCCCGGCCACUCAGGGCCCCUCUGAAGCCCCGGGAGGACGGCGGGUGGUGGGCCAGAGCCCUGCCAGCAGCCUGCAUGCUGCCAGGAGUCCAGCCUGGAGGUGGCACCCUCAGCCUCGCACGGCCUCUGGGCAGGACCGGACCUGCCACGGGGACCGCCGCCGGCUGCGCCAGGCUUGUAAGGGGCUCCCACUUCUCGUCCUCACGGCCACACCCCGUCCACAGCCGGGCCUGCAGCACUUCACAUGAGAUUUCCUCUGCCCCACAUCCGCAUCGCUAAUGGACAUUAGGUCUGGAGUCUCCUAGGUGUCCGCCUGCAGCGGCAGCGUGGGGGAACGGGUAACACACUUGCAGAAUCGUCUUGGUUGGUGAGCAUCUUCCGGCCGGAGGCCAGGCUGCCAGCCUCCGAGGAGGCUGCGAGGAGCAAUGCAGGCGCAGGCCGGGAGCAGGGCUGCCUGCACACGAGGUCGGUGCCGCUGCCUCUGCACGGGAAGUCGGGAGGGCCCAGGUGGCACAGCACCUUGGAUUGGCUUGGGUUUUAAGGGGCAAGUAGGAGACACAGCAGCACACGCAGUGGGUUAGAGUACGUUUUAGGGGAUCCGCUCUCAGCAGACAGCAGUGCGCAGGGGGUCGCUGGUGGAGAAAAGGGGCAUCAGGCUGGGGAGCCUGCCUGGGGUUGCAGGGGACGUCAGGAGGCCGAGGAGAAGCCGGGCGGCGGGUCUGCGGGUACUGAUGCAGAGGACAGCCCCUGAGCAGUGGGCAAGCCGCUCUGCUUUCGGUGAUGUUUAAAGCAGAUUCAGCUGCUAUACUUCUCACAUUUUAUGAAACACAGGGAAAGCAUUUAGGAGAACAGCAGAGAGCCAAACCUGACCUCAAAGUUUAAAAGCCAAAGGUCAAGCAGGCUGUAAUUCAUCAUCAUUGACUUUAUUAAGGAAUUCUCAUGUAUAAAAGGUAGGUCAGAUCCCCGUCUGCCAGCGCCCGCCCCUCUCCACUGAGCCUUACGGCACCGCGGGCCGCGGGCCCCAGGGUGGGUACUGUGCUGGGGCGAAGCACACAUGCGGACCUCUUCGAGUCCAUAAGACAGAAAUAAAUUAUGAUGUCGAGGGGGAGGAGGAUAGGACGUAUUUAUAAUAGGUGUAUAGAACACAAGGGAUAUAAAGUGAAAGAUUGUUACUAAUAUAUAUUUUAAGAUUGCACACAAUACACACCAGAAGAUGUGAGAUUCAUUUGUGGCAAUUAAGUGGUCCCAAUGCUCAGUGCUUUAAAGAAACAAUUGGACAGUUACUUCUGGGGAAAAAAAAAAAUCACUCCAAAAA
This is a messenger RNA of Manis javanica (Malayan pangolin), 2630 nucleotides long. RefSeq names its product ephrin B2 (gene EFNB2). Gene Ontology annotation, cellular component: plasma membrane. Gene Ontology annotation, biological process: axon guidance; ephrin receptor signaling pathway; blood vessel morphogenesis. NCBI's taxonomy places the organism in Eukaryota, Metazoa, Chordata, Mammalia, Pholidota, Manidae. The record is from RefSeq and is a predicted model, not a curated record. Gene Ontology annotation, molecular function: ephrin receptor binding.